Molecule: messenger RNA, 3192 nt
Organism: Penicillium egyptiacum
Lineage: Eukaryota; Fungi; Ascomycota; Eurotiomycetes; Eurotiales; Aspergillaceae
Source: the annotation of a GenBank genome assembly
AUGAAUAAUCGGUCCAACGAUAUUGACGCUGCCGCCGAGGGGACAUGUAAGUGGCUGUUUCACGACAAGACGUAUAACAGCUGGGCUGGGCGCAAUCAAAGCCUGCUCUGGAUCAGGGGAAAACCUGGCUCUGGGAAGUCAACACUGCUACGACACGCUCUCCACAAUACGGGAGCAUCCCAUAUCGGAGACAGAGCCUUCGUUCUCUCGUUCUUCUUCCACGGUCGGGGUACUGAACUCCAAAGGACGCCGCUUGGCCUCUUCCGGUCGCUCCUUUAUCAGCUCCUUGAACAUGUUCCCGACGCACUGUGCGACCUCGUCGACACCUUUCAACAACGCUGCGAGGAUCUUGGAAAGCCAGACGAAAAGUGGCAGUGGAAUCCAAGCGAGCUGCAACAGUUCUUCAAGUCUUCACUUCCGAGGGUCUUGGAGAGUCGCCCAGUCUGGUUAUAUGUCGACGCGCUGGACGAAUGUGGCCAACAAAACGCUAUUGAACUAGCCCAGGAAUUUAAGUCCCUUAUCCAUGGGCUCCAGUCCACUAGUGCACAGUUUCGCAUCUGCUUCACUUGCCGUCACUUUCCGAUUCUGGACUUUGGUAGCGAACAUGAAAUUUGUCUCGAGGAUAAAAACCAAAUGGAUAUUUCGACCUACGUGCAAACCCAGCUUUGUACCCAGACUACGAUGCCACCUAAGAUUCCACGAAUGAUUACGGAUCAUGCCUCUGGUGUUUUCAUGUGGGCACGUCUCGUAAUACAGCGCGUUCUUGACCUUGUGCGUGAAGGGUAUGGGUGGCGGAGGGUCGAAGAAGAUAUCAGUUCUAUCCCUCCUGACCUAAAUAAGUUAUACCAAGAACUCGUCCGGAGCAUGGACAAAAGUCCAGCUUCCCUGAGACUGGUCCAAUGGAUCUGCUUCGCCACGCGGCCCCUCUCUCUAGACGAGUUGCGCUGGGCUUUGAUCGUCAGUGCCGAUUGCUCGCUCAAGUCUUUGCAACAAUGCCGGAACGCGGAAGAUUUCGCAUGCGACUGCGAUAUGAUGGAGAGGAGACUCAGAACGCUUAGUCGCGGUCUUGCCGAGGUCGUACCAUCGUCUAACGUACGGGUCGUACAGUUCAUCCACCAGUCUGUCAAGGACUUUUUUGUCGAGGAAGGCCUAUCGUCUCUGGACAACAGCUCAAAGCCGGCUGAAACCCAGACUGCUAAGGCAGAUGUAGUCGGAAUCGCACACUAUCAGCUGUCUAGGACCUGUGUCCGGUACUUGAAAAUGGAGGAACUCGCUCAGUCAACUACCCGCGAUCGUAGUAGCUUAUUGUUUGAGUUCCCUCUAUUAGGCUACGUCACAACGUCAUGGGUGUCGCAUACAGAACAAAGCGAAACAAGGGAAGUCCCUCAAGACGAUCUUCUGGGCUAUUUCGGCUGGCCGUCAGAAGCUCUUAUGGGCCUAUGGGUGCACUUUUACAAUAUAGUCAGCCCAUACUCAGACAAGUGUCCGUCGAAUGGGACCAGCAUGCUACACGUGGUUUCGCGAUACCAGUUGAUAGGGCUGCUGCGAGUAAUUUUACAGAGGGUAGAUCAGGACGGCACUUAUAUCGACGGGAGAGACAACUCUGGUCGGACGCCGCUCUCGUGGGCCGCCGGGAAUGGCCAUGUGACCGUGGUCAAGCUGCUACUCGACACGGGCAAAGCCGAUGCUAGCGCGAAAGAUAAGCUUGGUCGGACACCGCUCUGGCUAGCUGCCGAGAAAUGCUAUGCCCCUAUAGUUAAGCUACUCCUCGACACGGGUAAAGCCGAUAUCAACGCGAAAGAUAAGAAUGGCCGGACGCAGCUUAUAUGGGGCGCCCGGAAAGGCUAUGUAGCCAUGGUCAAGCUGCUACUCGAGACGGGAAAAGCCGAUGUCAACGCGAAAGAUAAUAAUGGUCAGACGCCGCUCACGUGGGCAUCCAGGAAUGGCCAUACAGCCACGGUCCAGCUGCUACUUAGUUCUGCCGAUGCCCACGGGACGGAUACGGAUGUCAACGCGAAGGGCAUCAUUGGCGCAACACUGGGUUUAGUGGCCACCGGGUAUACCUGCAUAGCAAUUGCCAAGAAGCUUUUACUUAGUACGGCCAAAGUCUGGAUCAGCGUAAAGGGUAGAAUUGAUCCGACGCUGCUGCUUGUCGUGUGCUGUGUAGCCGUGGCCAGGGCCAUGCUGCUACUUCACACGGGCGAAGCGGGUAUAAAUACGCAGGGUAACAAUGAUCGGACGCCACUCUCGUGCGCAACGGAAAAAGGCCAUGCAGCCGUGGCCGGGGCCAUGCUGCUUGUCGGGUGCUAUGCAGCCGUGGCCAGGGCCAUGCUGCUACUUCACACGGGCGAGGCGAGUAUAAAUACGCAGGGUAACAAUGAUCGGACGCCGCUCUCGUGGGCAGCGGAAAAAGGCCAUGCGGCCGUGGUGAAGCUACUACUGGAGAUGGGUAAAGCCGAUGUCAACGGGAAAGAUAAGAGUGGUCAGACGCCGCUCUGGUGGGCAGCGGAAAAAGGCCAUACGGCCGUGGUCCAGCUGCUACUCGAGACUGGUAAAGCCGAUGUUAACGCGAAAGAUCAAAUUGGUCAUACGCCGCUUCUGCGGGCCGCCUGGAACGGCCAUACGGCUGUGGUCCAGCUACUACUCGACACGGGCAAAGCCGAUGUCAACUCGAAGAGUGUGUUUGGUCAGACGCCGCUCUCGCGGGUCUCUCUACGGAACUAUACCCCUAUAGUUAAGCUACUCCUCGGCACGGGUAAAGCUGAUAUUAACGUGAAGGAUAAUGAUGGUCGGACGCCGCUCUCGAAGGCCGCCGGGGGUGGCAGUACGGCCGUGGUCCAGCUGCUACUCGACACGGGCGAAGCCGAUAUCGAUGUGAAAGAUGAUAAUGGUCGGACGCCGCUCUCGUGGGCCGCCGGGGGUGGCCAUACGGCCGUGGUCGAGCUGCUCCUCGACAUAGGCAAAGCCGAUGUCAGCGUGGAGGAUGAGGAUGGCCGGGCGCCGCUCUCGUGGGCAGCUGAGAGAGGCAAUAUGGCCGUGGUCCAGCUGCUCCUCGACACGGGAAAAGCCCAUGUCAACGCGGAGGACGCGGAUGGUAGGACGCCGCUCUCAUUGGCUGAUCAGAAUGGCCAUAAGGCUAUUGCCAACCUUCUACAGCUUACCCCAUCUUCAUUAGCAUCUCUGAUAUGCUGA